Messenger RNA from Tetrahymena thermophila SB210, 648 nucleotides. Its product is annotated as 60S ribosomal protein L10. The transcript has a single exon. Gene Ontology annotation, biological process: translation; ribosomal large subunit assembly. The record is from RefSeq and is a predicted model, not a curated record. Gene Ontology annotation, molecular function: structural constituent of ribosome. Gene Ontology annotation, cellular component: ribosome; cytosolic large ribosomal subunit. Lineage: Eukaryota; Ciliophora; Oligohymenophorea; Hymenostomatida; Tetrahymenidae.
AUGGGUAGAAGACCUGCUAGAUGCUACAGAUAACCUAAGGGUAAGCCUUAUCCCAAGUCCAGAUACAACAGAGGUGUCCCCGAUGCCAGAAUCAGAAUCUACGACUCUGGUAGAAAGAAAGCCACCGUUGAAGAAUUCCCUUACGUUGUUCACAUCGUUUCUGAUGAAAAGGAAUAAAUCACCUCUGAAGCCUUGGAAGCUGCCCGUAUUGCUGCUAACAAAAAUUUGAUUAAAUUCAUCUCUAAGGAUGCUUUCCAUUUAAGAUGCAGAGUCCACCCCUGGCACGUACUCAGAAUUAACAAGAUGUUGUCUUGUGCUGGUGCUGAUAGACUCCAAUCUGGUAUGAGAGGUGCUUUCGGUAAGGCUUUGGGUAAGGCUGCUCGUGUUGAUAUUGGCUCUAUUCUUUUCUCCGUCAGAGUCAAGGAACCUCACGUUAAGUAUGCCAUCGACGCUCUUACUAGAGCUAAGGCUAAAUUCCCUGGUAGACAAAAAGUCGUCACCUCCCAAAAGUGGGGUUUCACCAAGCUUACCAGAGCUUAAUACUCCAGACUUAGAAACCAAAAGAAGCUCGUUACUGAUGGUUCCAAUGUUAAAGUUAUUGGUGAAAGAGGUCCCCUCUCCAGACUUGAACUCUUCAGAAAGAUCUGA